AUGGAUGAUUCGAUGCCGUCUACGGCCUCGGAGGGGAAGGAUUCACAUUACGUACCAGUUGUUUACAUGUUACUUGACUGUUGUUAUGUUAUAGAAAACCGAACAAACGACGAGCACGCCCUCGCCCCCAACUGGUGGACCCCCUUCAAAUACAAGCUCGUCGAGAUCCUAACCGACGACCGAGACGGCUCUGUGUUCGGCGCCGUACUCGAGUGGGACCGCGCAUCCGCCCUCGCCGACUUCGUGCUCCUUCGGCCAACCGGGGCCCCACGAGCCAUCCUAGCCCUCCGUGGCACUCUCCUGAAGGGCCCCACGAUCAGACGAGACAUAGAGGACGACCUCCGGUUCCUGACCUGUGAGAGCCUCAAGGGUUCCGUGAGAUUCGAAUGCGCAUUAAGAGCACUCAGACAAAUAUCCGAGAAGUUUGGGAGUAGCAAUGUGUGUGUGGCCGGGCACUCUUUGGGUGCCGGUUUCGCGCUUCAGGUGGGGAAGGCCCUGGCGAAGGAGGGUGUGUGCGUGGAGACGCACUUGUUUAAUCCUCCGUCGAUUUCGCUAGCUUCGGGGCUGAGGGCAGUGGGGGAGAAGGCUGGGAAUGUGUGGAGGAAGGUUCGGUCGAUGAUCCCGAGAAGGAAUGAUGAGAGGGAAAAUGACGAGGAGGAGGUUGUUAAGAUGUGUGGUGGUGAUGGUGUGGGGAGAGUAAAGUGGGUCCCGCACUUGUAUGUGAACAAUAGUGAUUAUAUCUGCUGCUAUUAUAGUGACCCGGUGGAGAUGGGGAAGGAGGAGGAGGAGGAGAAGGAGAAGGAGAAGGAGCAGAAGGAGGAGGAGGAGGAGAAGGAGGAGGAGAAGAAGAAGAAGAAGAAGAAGAAGAAGAAACGAGAAAAUAGAAGAAAGAGAGAAAGAAAGGAGAUUGAAAAGAAGAAGAAGAAACGUGAAAAUAGAAGAAAGAGAGAAGGAAGAUAG
Molecule: messenger RNA, 960 nt
Organism: Striga asiatica
Lineage: Eukaryota; Viridiplantae; Streptophyta; Magnoliopsida; Lamiales; Orobanchaceae
Source: the annotation of a GenBank genome assembly